Molecule: messenger RNA, 1209 nt
Organism: Poecilia latipinna (sailfin molly)
Lineage: Eukaryota; Metazoa; Chordata; Actinopteri; Cyprinodontiformes; Poeciliidae
Product: ephrin type-A receptor 2-like
Exons: 4
Coding region: 91-606 (171 amino acids)
Biological process (GO): axon guidance; ephrin receptor signaling pathway; protein phosphorylation
Cellular component (GO): plasma membrane; dendrite
Molecular function (GO): transmembrane-ephrin receptor activity; protein binding
Source: RefSeq, a predicted model, not a curated record
GGCAAGAUCCCCAUCCGCUGGACGGCCCCGGAGGCAAUAGCCUACAGGAAGUUCACCUCGGCAAGUGAUGUGUGGAGUUUCGGCAUUGUCAUGUGGGAGGUCAUGGCGUUUGGGGAACGGCCUUACUGGGACAUGAGCAACCACGAGGUGAUGAAGGCCAUCAAUGAGGCGUUCCGGCUGCCAGCGCCCAUGGACUGUCCGUCGGCCGUCUACCAGCUGAUGCUUCAGUGCUGGCUUCAGGAUCGCGCCAAGAGGCCGCGUUUCGGAGACAUCGUCAGUCUGCUGGACAAGCUCCUGCGCAGCCCAGACUCACUAAAGACCAUCGCAGACUUUGAUCCACGGGUUUCCAUCCGCCUGCCCAGCACCAGCGGCUCGGACGGCUCCCCCUUCAGGUCGGUGUCCGAGUGGCUCGAGUCCAUCAAGAUGAGCCAGUACAGCGAGAACUUCACCCGCGCCGGCGUCGUCACUAUGGACCAGGUGCUGCAGAUGAAGAAUGAGGACAUUAAGAACAUCGGCGUGCGACUGCCCGGCCAUUUGAAGAGGAUAGCUUACAGCAUCUUGGGCUUGAAGGACCAGACCAGCACCCUGAGCGUGUUUGCUGUGUGAUCCUCCGAAUGAAAGGGAUGUGAAAUUGGACACAGGCAACCCUUUGAACUCCCCGGCCAAGCUGGAGCGUUCUGCGGGGAACGGCACCCAAACGGCAGAACUAGGAGAGAAAUGUGCCAAGCUUUUGGGCCAAAUUGAACAGAAUAAUUUUCUGUUCCUUCUAUAGUUUUUCUUUUUUUUUUUUUUUUUACCCACAGGGAAACGGAGCACAUACCUUCAACAGAUGUGUAAUGUAGACUUUUGAUAUUUAAAUAGCUAUUUUUGUACUAUAGUUGUCUUCCGUACGGAUGCGAUUCGUCGCUCAUUCACUUUCGUCCGUUUUCCAUUCCUGCUUCAGCUUUAUGAAAUUGCACCCUGAGUUUGUUACGAAAUGAACAGGGAGAACGUUUGUAAGAGCAGCAGAGUCCAGUCAGAGUUCAGAUUAUGAGUCUCUCACUGAUUGGCUCUCAGGAGGAUGAAAUGAGUUUGAGCUAAUUCAGAUUUAGGGUUAAAAAAAUAAAACAGGUUGUGAAUGUUUCUGCUGGUUCUGUGCAGAAAUUAAGCUAUGAUCUUAUGGGUGGUGUUUAUAUACAAAAAAAACAAAACAACAACAAAAAAAACACA